CCUGCAUCCGCCAAUCUGCCGCCGCGCAAUCAUCGCGAGCUCCUCCCGUCCUUGUUUCCGGAACAUCAGCCUCUCUCGUUUUCUUUCCUUUUUCGCCUCUGCGCCUCGGAAGGCUCGGGGACAGCUCAGCCUCGCGUUUCAGCGACGGAACAUCGCUGGAUGCUCAGACCCACCCAACCGGCAACAGCGGAAGUACAGUCAAACCGGCCCAUGAGCACCGCUUCACCGUCGCAUCCUCGGCCUUGUUCCUUCGCUUGCUUGGCCUGCCCGGCACCGUAUUCACGAGCGCACCGUGCUAUCUCCCGGGCAGGAAUCCUCCUCUUCGACUCCUGCUGGGAUGAGGAGGCACUCGUCGGGAUCGUCAGAAGACGAUGACGCCUCCCCGGUCGACAAUCCGCAUGCCAAUUCCUCUCGUUUCAGCACCAACGACCUGAGACCGGCCGCGCGUCCCGCAAGCAAGCUCGACCGUCGCCGCAGCGCCGACCGCCGACCCUCCCUCUCGAUAAGCCGACGAUCUAGUAGCAUCAAUUGGCGGCUGCCCGAGCCGCGCGUUGGGAAUGGGACGAUAGAGAAACGGUCGCCGCCCGAUCGCGCAUUGCCCUCUUCUCCUCUGGGCUUGAUCAUGACGGCGAAUGGCCGAUUGCGGCCAAAGGAGGCGGAGAAGGCGCCGGAAACCGAGGCCGUCGGGCGGCGCCCGCCAUGGAGGAGCCCUUGGGCCAUCAACCUCCUCGCGCUUAUCACGUCGCUUGUCGGCAUCGGGUUCCUGAUCGCAGUCCUCCAUUCUUCCGUGACCCGACAGGUCGACCCGAAGGGCUGCCGUAUGUCUUAUAUGCGCCCGUCCUAUGCCAAGCUCAACGACUUUGACACGGAGCACACGCGUCUGGCGAGCAAAUACUCGUUGUACCUGUACCGCGAACAGGGCAUCGAGCACGACACAAAGGUCCGAGGAGUUCCUGUCCUCUUCAUCCCCGGCAAUGCCGGGAGCUACAAGCAGGUCCGGCCCAUCGCGGCGGAAGCCGCCAAUUACUUCCACGAUGUCCUGCAGCACGACGAGUCCGCAAUCAAGGCCGGCGCCCGGAGCCUAGACUUCUUCACGGUAGACUUCAACGAGGAUAUCAGCGCUUUCCACGGUCAGACGCUCCUCGACCAGGCCGAGUAUCUCAACGAGGCGAUUCGAUUCAUUCUUUCUCUCUACCUCGACCCGCGGAUCUCCGAGCGUGACCCCGACCUUCCCGACCCGACAUCGGUCAUAGUGCUGGGACAUUCCAUGGGAGGCAUCGUCGCGCGUACGAUGCUGACCAUGCCCAAUUAUCAGUCAAAUUCGAUCAACACCAUCAUCACCAUGUCGGCUCCGCAUGUCCGCCCGCCGGUGUCUUUCGACAGACAGAGCGUCCAGACGUACAAGGCCAUCAACGACUACUGGAGACGCGCCUACUCACAACAAUGGGCCAACGACAACCCUCUCUGGCAUGUCACUCUGGUUUCCAUCGCCGGGGGCGGGCUGGACACCGUUGUUCCCUCAGACUAUGCGAGCGUCGAGUCCCUGGUUCCGGACACGCACGGGUUCACCGUAUUUACCUCGACAGUCCCGAACGUGUGGACGAGCAUGGACCAUCAGGCGAUCCUCUGGUGCGACCAGUUUCGGAAGGUUGUCGUGCAGGCGCUCUUCGACGUGAUUGAUGUUCAUCGGGCCACUCAGACGAGGCCGAGGGCAGAGCGGAUGAGGGUGUUCAAGAAGUGGUUCCUCACGGGCAUGGAGGCGGUGGCGGAGAAAACGGCGCCGCACUCGGACCCCUCAACCUUGCUCACCGUCGACGAUAACUCAGACUCCAUCAUCGCCGAGGGGGAGCGCCUGGUUCUACAAAGCCUGGGCUCGGCCGGCACCGUGCGCGCUCAUCUUAUGCCCAUCCCCCCUUCCGGUUCGCCCGGCGCGAAGCGCUUCACCCUCUUGACCGAUGCCAGGCUUGACAAGCCGGGAGAGCACGGGAGACUCGAGGUCCUGUUUUGCAGCGUUAUUCCGUCGCAACCCAGCCAAUCCUGGACCGGAUUUCCAAGUCACAUCGAUCUGUCCAGAGGAGACACCGGGUCCACGCGGUUGGCUUGCAGAAACGCUGCGCCAGAUGUCGUGCCCCUUCCGGCGUCGACUCGCUCGACACGCUUCCCGUUCUACACCGACGGGGAGCGGGAAGUUACUGCCUUUUCUUAUCUCGAGUACGGGGUGGACGACAUUGCGGAGCAUCAGUUUGUGGCGGUUGUGGAGAAAGCGACCAGUCUUACCCCCGGUUUCGUAAUUGCAGAGUUCAGCGACUCUGCUCAGUCACAUAGGACGCGCCACAUCAGCCUCUGGGCUCUGUUCACUUCCGGCUUGAAGUUUCGGCUGCCCGCCGACAGGCCGAUGGUCUCGGAGGUCAAAGUGCCCAAGCUGCGGUCGAGCCUGCUCGCUUACAACCUCCGAAUCAGUCACCAGAACUGCGAUGGGAAGAAUGAGCUCUUUGCUCCCUUGAUGCGGCAAUACCUAGCGGAACCGUACGAGUCGAAAUAUUUCGUCAACGCUCGCGAAGCCGCCGUCAGCCUCCACGGCGUUGCCCCCUAUGUUCCUCCGCCUCUUACGGGCAAGUCAGAGGAGGACGGACUGAGUUUCCAGUUUUGGACGGACCCGACCUGCAACUCGAGCAUCCGUGUCGAGCUAACCGUCGAUUUCCUUGGCAGCCUCGGAAAGCUCUACAUGCGGUAUCGAACCGUGUUUGCCGCGUUCCCCCUGUUCAUCGUGGCCCUCGUCCUGAGGAAACAGUUUCGCGUCUACGACAACACGGGGGUGUUCAUCACCUUCCUCGAAGGUCUCGAUCUGUGCCUAAGACGGUCCAUUCCGCUGAUGCUGACGUCGCUCACCUUCCUGACGCUCUCCACUCGGAACACAACCUCGGCUAGCAAUGCGAAGUUUUGGCACUGGAGGAACGGCACAGCCGCGAUCAUGGACUUGGACCAGAACGACCUUCUUAUCGGGACCGAUGACCCCCUGUUCCUCUUCCUGAUUCCCCUGAUCGCGGUUAUCUGCGUCGGUGUCUGCGCCGUACUUCACUACAUGGCGCUCAUACUGACGCACUUGCUAAGUGCGGUUGUGAGCAUUGUCAUCACCUUCCGAUCUGGAUGGACUCGGAAUGAGGACAAGAGCAAGGCCGUUUCCGCUUCCUUGUUCUCUCCGUCGCCGCGGCGGCGCAUGGUCACGGCCGCAGUUCUACUGUUGCUGGUCACCACGGUCGUCCCAUAUCAGUUUGCCUACCUGGUGGCUUGUCUGGUCCAGCUGAUGACGACGAUCCGAGCCCAACGCCUUGCCUUUGAACUACGAUCGGCCUCGAACUCGAAUUUCUACAAUUAUGUCCAUUCGGUCCUCAUCCUCAUGCUCUGGAUUCUCCCGAUCAAUCUGCCGACGAUCGUGGUCUGGGUGCACAACUUGGCGGUGCACUGGCUCACUCCGUUCACCUCGCAUCACAAUGUCCUAUCGGUCAUGCCCUUCAUCAUCCUGGUCGAGACGCUUACUACCGGCAAAAUGAUACCACGCAUGGGCAACCGGCUUAAGCAUGUUACCAGCAUCCUGCUCUUUGGCAUUGCUGUUUACGCGGCCGUGUAUGGUGUCACGUACGCUUACACGCUGCAUCAUCUGGCAAACCUCCUCGCGUUCUGGUUAUUGGUGGUUCACUCGACAUCCGAUUCCUGGUCCUUGACGGGGCUCAGCCAACUCUACUCAGGGAGUCUUGAGACCCGAAAGAGGGGGAAGGAACCAUGAGACUCGCGCCCAUGGGCAACGAGCCAAAGAUGUUG
Molecule: messenger RNA, 3819 nt
Organism: Thermothelomyces thermophilus ATCC 42464
Lineage: Eukaryota; Fungi; Ascomycota; Sordariomycetes; Sordariales; Chaetomiaceae
Exons: 2
Coding region: 338-3784 (1148 amino acids)
Biological process (GO): endoplasmic reticulum to Golgi vesicle-mediated transport; GPI anchor metabolic process
Cellular component (GO): endoplasmic reticulum
Molecular function (GO): phosphatidylinositol deacylase activity
Source: RefSeq, a predicted model, not a curated record